AUGGGUCGAAUCUCUGGAGUCGAAUCCAGUGCAUCAUGCACUUACAACAAGAUCGUCUACAACUUGAAACCAAGCGUCAAGCACAUGCGAACAUUCGGAUGUCAGACGUACAUACUGACGCCUAAAGAGAAUCGACUCAAGUGGGAUCCAAAGGCUUGCGCUGGCAUAUUCGUGGGCUACGAAGAAGUUUCGAAGGCGUAUCGUGUUUAUGACAUCGAGGCUGGGCAGGUGGUUAUCAGCCGCGAUGUCAACUUCGACGAGUCCACCUUUGGACUUCAACUGCCGAUCACUGAUGAAGAUGUCGAUGACCUGGACUUCGAAUUGCUGGAUCUUGAUGACGAAGAGCUGCGUCAAAUGGAGUACAAGCAAACAGGCAAGCGCAAGAACCGACUCAAUGAUGAAGAUACAGCAGCUCCACGACCGCGUGCAGUGCGUCAACGACCAGGACUUGAAGAGUCAAGCGCGCCGGAAAACAACUCGUCACACCAAGAAGAAGACAAUGAAACGAAGGAUUCUGGUGAUUCAAUACCGCCUGUGUUUUGGCGUGCGAGUGCAAAUGCCGUUGAAGCAGCAGUGGACUUAUCAGAGCCCUCAACAUUUGAAGCAGCAGUAAGCGGCCCUGACCAAGUGCACUGGAGAAAAGCAAUUCAUGCAGAGAUCGAGUCAAUGCGACUUCGCGGUGUGUUUCGUGCAGCCAAGCUGCCCAACGGACAACGCGCCAUGGGCACAAAAUGGGUGUUCAAGAUCAAGCGCAAGGCGGAUGGGUCAAUCGAGAAGUACAAGGCACGACUUGUGGCCAAGGGUUUCCGCCAAAAGCAUGGCAUCGACUACACGGAGACGUUUUCGCCUGUGGUCAAGUAUGUGACGCUGCGAAUGGUGAUCGCAAUUUCCAAGCAUUUUGGAUGGCCCAUCGACCAGCUUGAUGUGGUGACAGCUUUCCUGUAUGGCGUCAUGAAGGAACAAGUGUUCUGCGUGAUUCCUGAAGGCUUCGAACUUGACAUGUCAGGCUUCGACCCAUGUCUCUACAUCACGACAUCGGACGGCCAUUGCGUGUUUAUACUGGUCUACGUGGACGACGUCUUGGUGACUGGAAGCUCGCUCGAGCUGGUUGCACAAACCAAGCACGACCUGAAGACGCGGUUCGAAAUGACGGACAGCGGCAAGUGUGCGUUUGUUCUUGGGAUCGAGCUUUUGGACGGUGAAGAUGGCAGUGUGACACUAUGUCAGCGUCGGUAUGUCGAUGAUAUCCUCAAGCGCUUUGGCAUGGAUGAUUGCAAGGCAGUCGCAAGUCCAGUCGACAUGAGCUCUCGACUUGUUUCAAGUGAUGCAACUACCAAGGUCGAUGCUCCUUUUCGCGAAGCUGUUGGUGCGUUGAUGCACCUGGCCACUGCAACGCGUCCGGACAUUGCGUUUGGUGUGGGCUAUGUGUCGCGGUUCAUGGAAAAUCCCCAAGAAGAACACUGGGUUGCAGUUAAGCGUAUCUUUCGCUACCUACAAGGCACCAAGACGCAUGGAAUUUGCUACAAGCCAAGUGCAAGGAUCGACUUCCGUGGAUAUUCGGAUGCGGAUUGGGCUGGUGACCUUACCGACCGCAAGUCAACAUCGGGGUACACGUUCAUGCUACUCGGUGCGCCAGUGAGUUGGGGCAGCAAGAAGCAGCCAAGUGUUUCGUUGUCCACGACUGAAGCUGAAUACAUCGCACUCAGCUUGGCGAUUCAAGAGGGCAAGUGGAUUCAUCGUCUGCUUUGUGAGAUCGUGAUGGCUGCCAAUGAAGAAGGACCGGAACUCAUGAUUCAUGAAGACAAUCAGUCAUGUAUCAAGAUGACGAAGAACCCGGUCAACCACGGCCGUGCCAAGCACAUUGAUAUCAAGUACCAUCACAUCCGUGAUGAGGUCAAGCGCGGUGAAGUGAAGCUCAAGUAUUGUGAAACUGCGGUGAUGUUAGCGGAUAUCAUGACGAAGGGACUUCAUGGACCACGCCACAAGGAGAUGACGACGGCUCUCGGGAUUCGUGAGUAUUCGGAUUGA
This is a messenger RNA of Peronospora matthiolae, 2028 nucleotides long. The record is from the annotation of a GenBank genome assembly. NCBI's taxonomy places the organism in Eukaryota, Oomycota, Peronosporomycetes, Peronosporales, Peronosporaceae.